CCACCCACCAUGAUGCUGGUAGGGUCGUUUAAUCUUAUCUGUCUAUCAGCUAUUGUUCAUCGGAAGUAGAUUAAUUGGAUUGAGAGUAUUGCCGAAUGAAGUAAAAUCUCAGUGCACCAUUCAGCCAGUUGUCUAAUUUCCAGAUAGAAGCACUUCCCUCCCCUUCUCGGUUUCUGUUCUCCACCCCUUCUCUCACGCAACAGUCUCGGCUCGAUGUCCUAAGAGAACGAGUCGGGAGGCAUCACGGUGCAAGAGAGAGAGCGAGCGAGAGAGAGAGGAAACAAACAUGCCCGUCCAAAGAAGCAAAAAGAAAGGCCGCAGUUCCUCAACGAGAGCAGCAUACCACUCAAGCCCAAACCUCCCUUUUGAAACAUGUCACUCCAUACUCCCAGUAAGGGGGAGGGGGCAUGUCCAUCGGACUGUGGAUUGCUUUUGUCGUCGUUGCCCUCUCUCUCUCUCUCUCCUCUUUCUGCGUGAUGAAUGCCGAUCAUCACAUCAUGCCAAAAACCGGUAUACCGUUGGGCAUUUCCAAAAUGGGGGAGGGACCGGGGGAUGUUUGCGACGUUCGUUGUCAGCUAGAUCGUGCGUUUUUUUUGUCGGCCAUGUUUGCUUUCUUGGUAGCCGGCUGAUGAUGAUCUUCGAGGCGUGUGUGUUGAGAUUGGGAUCAAACAAACGGUAACCGUUGUUUGGAGAUCCACUGGCUGGCUGGGGGAUUAGCCUGAUUUAGUUAGGGUUGAGUUGAGCUGAGC
Molecule: messenger RNA, 749 nt
Organism: Aspergillus aculeatinus CBS 121060
Lineage: Eukaryota; Fungi; Ascomycota; Eurotiomycetes; Eurotiales; Aspergillaceae
Exons: 1
Coding region: 287-679 (130 amino acids)
Source: RefSeq, a predicted model, not a curated record